AUAAAAGCAGGCUAAUCUGCAUUGCAGAACUAGUCGUAGUCAAUCAUUCGCCGUGCAAGGUUCGCGUAAUAUUUAUACAAACUAACCCUAAGAUCUAACAGGAAGAAAAACAAACCAAACGGCCAAGAUGUCUGAAGAAGUCACGUACCGAAUUCCGAAACCGGCGCGCAUGCGCGGUCUGCACAAUGUCAUCGUCAAGCGCAAUCUGAUCAUGGCCAUCGCCCUGGUCACCACGGCCGUUAUUUCGAUAAAAAUGCUGCGCAACGAACCGAGGAAGCGAGACUACGCCGAGUUCUACAAGAAUUACGACGCGAACAAGGCCUUCCAGCGCAUGAAGGAUGCCGGUCUGUUGCAAUCGGUGCAGGAUUAGAUUUGGCCCCGGAGUAAAAGCCAUCGUAAAGCCAUAGAAAAAAGGCACUGGAAGCACUAAUUGCGUGAUCGCUCUAUAUAGGAAUGGAAAUAGCACAGUAAAGGAAAUUCCGGUUAAUCCAAACAUCACUUACGUGUUGCCUAGUGUAUUACAUAAUUUAAAAUGCUCCGGCUAAAAGAAUAAAACAGCCAACCAACGCUUGUCG
Messenger RNA from Anopheles stephensi (Asian malaria mosquito), 575 nucleotides. Its product is annotated as cytochrome c oxidase subunit 6C-1-like. Lineage: Eukaryota; Metazoa; Arthropoda; Insecta; Diptera; Culicidae. Bases 128 to 370 code for a protein of 80 amino acids. The transcript is spliced from 2 exons. The record is from RefSeq and is a predicted model, not a curated record.